Messenger RNA from Aspergillus oryzae RIB40, 312 nucleotides. RefSeq lists its product as uncharacterized. The record is from RefSeq and is a predicted model, not a curated record. Bases 1 to 312 code for a protein of 103 amino acids. The transcript has 3 exons. NCBI's taxonomy places the organism in Eukaryota, Fungi, Ascomycota, Eurotiomycetes, Eurotiales, Aspergillaceae.
AUGGACUACCUGCGCGGCAACCUACUUAGGAGCGUCGAUGCUUUAUUUCCCCCUUCCUUCCGCCUCCAGACCCCCAAGGAAUACUACUCUAGCUUCAAUGCCAACUCAAAUCUCCAAGAAAAAUUCCAUAACAUUGACGAUGAGGGCCAAUUCCGUGCCUAUCUUGGCUAUCUACAAGAUGUGCAGACUCGGAACUUUAUGCUAGAUUUUGGCAACGACGAUGCGUGGUGUGCAGUGGAUCUGGAAGAAGAAGAUAUUGCGACACUAUUGCGCGGCGUCAAACCAAGGUUCUUUGGGACCAGGUGGAUGUGA